AUGGCAGUAAGUAAAAGAUGGGAACAAGCAAAGUUUCAUCAUCUAUGUUAUUGUUGUUUGGGUAAUGAUCAUGUUGGAAACAAAUGCGAGAAACCAAGAAAAUGUGGAACCGAUGUUUGUCAGGAAGUUCAUAACAGACUAUUGCAUUUAAAGAAACAAACGAGAAAAAAAAGGGAAGAAACAACUCUUCUUACCAAGUUUUCCAGUAAAAAUCAUAGUCAAGAAGUGGCUAUAACAACUUUAUCUGUCAUUUUAACAAAUGGAAAGCUGUCGAUAAAAGUUAACGCUCUAUUGGAUGAUGCUAGUACCCAAACCUAUAUAAACAGUAAUGUAGCUGCAGAACUUGGAUUACAAGGAGUAAUGAAAGAAAUUAAGAUUAAUGUACUCAAUGGUAGAGUAGACACAUUCCAAACAAUGCCGGUUGAAUUUCAGUUGGAAAGCAAUGAUGGUAAAUUGAAAAAGAAGAUAAAUGCAUUAACAGUUGAUACAUUUACGAGUAACAUGCAAUUGGUGGAUUGGAAUAAAUAUAAAAACCAUUGGAGUCACCUAAAAACUAUACCAUUUUGCAGAUUGGGACAGCGACCGAUUGUAGAUAUUCUUAUUGGAUUGGAUAAUGCUGAGCUUCACUCAUCGAAAACAGAAGUUAAAGGACGCACUGGAGAUCCAAUAGCACGACUUACGCCACUGGGAUGGACAUGUGUUGGGGCGCUUGAACGUACUCAAAAUCAUUAUACUUGCCACACCAGGACGAACACUAAAAAUAUUUCCGAAGUUGAAAAAAUUAAUGAGACACUAAAAACAUUUUUGGAAAUCGAAAAUGUUUAUCCAACAUCAGAAACGCAAGCUGGAAGUGUUGAAGACAAAAAGGCCCUAGACUAA
Molecule: messenger RNA, 879 nt
Organism: Hydra vulgaris (swiftwater hydra)
Lineage: Eukaryota; Metazoa; Cnidaria; Hydrozoa; Anthoathecata; Hydridae
Source: RefSeq, a predicted model, not a curated record